UGUAGGUCUAUAGGUACAUACUAGGUACCUAAGCACGUAAAUACAUUAUCUAUUUCUUAAAGUGAGCUUAAAGUUUCAACAUGAACAAUCCGUGGAAGCUGAUAUUUGUUAUUUUAUUUACAUGCGAAGAAAUUAUCGCAGCUCAGCCAGCAAGCAAUGAUUCCACGAAAUACGAUCUUACUAAUGUUUUAAACGAUGCGGUAUUAAAACUACUCAAAAGUACUGAUUUAGUUGAAAAACUGGAGUCGGAAAUAUUCAUGAGACCCACAAAACAUCGAAGAUGGAAUAUAAAAAUUAAUAAUACCCAAAAACUACGACCGUUUGGAAACACGAGUGCAAUCGAGAUAAAAACAACGUAUACAUUCGGAUACUCAAUAAGUAGCCUAAUGUCCAGGAACCCGCCAAAUACGAUUCGUUGGGAAUUUUCUAAAAAUAGAUUCGAUAUUUUUUAUGACGAGUUGCAAUACUGUAUAGUAGGAUCCGUUCAAGUAAUAAAAAAACCAUGUUCUCAUUGGAAUUGCUACUACAGAAGAGAUUUCGUAGCAGAAGACUACAAAUACAAGAAUUACUCGAUUAUCGUAACAAACCUGCCAGCAAAUCAAGAAAAUAUCACCAUCAAUACAUCGUAUGAUCAUUUGGAAAACCUUCACGGCAUCAAACUAGACAUAGAAAAGCACUCUGUAUUAUUGUCAUACAAACAACAUCUCAAGUUGAUGUACAUAAUUAGCUUGGAAUUACCAUCCAUAAUGCACCGUUAUUUCUUCGAUGGAGGCAAUUUCAACGCACUAAUGGGCAAAAUGUUCAACCUGAACCCAAAACAGCAUAUCAUUUCAUCCUGUCCCGAUUUUUUGACCAACGAACAACGCUACUAUUACCUCUUACCAGAUAUUUUUUUCGUCCACAUGAGUUUAAAAAAUAUCAACUUAAGAGGACUCUCGAAUUUUGAAUCGUACGUGAACGAUCAAUCGUGGAGUAAUCGAUAUUUAUCCUACGACCUUGUUUACACCCUACAUAUAAAGAAUGUUCGAGGAAACAUGACUUUAGAUCCCGGAUUUGAACAUUUACCACAUUUUCAACUGAAUUUCUUAAUCCGCAAUCUUUACAUAUCGUUUGUUCCGAAAAAACGUGAAUUUCGUGUAGAAGCCCGAGACUAUUCUAUCUUCGAAGACACUCUCCAGCCCUCCAUACUGAUAUCAUCCUGGUUUAGAAAAUAUUCGACAAGUAUUAUUGAGCUGAUCGAAUCAGCAAUGGUAGAUUCGUUGAUGCCAUCGAAAAAAGAUAAAGAAAAGUCAAAUUCAUUAUCAUCCGACUUCGCACAAAUAGAAACUUCGUUCGUGGAACUUUUAAAAAUAUCUCACCCUCGGACAAGAUGAUUCGAAACCGCGUAAAUUACAUUACAGACAUGGAAUCGAUCAAUGUAAUUUCCUCAAGAAGAAAACUGGAGGGAAAAAGACCUAUACACAGAGAAGAACCAAAGAAAAAUCGCCCCCACUAUCCUAUUGUAUAGAAUUAGAAGACAUAAUCCCCCCAAAAAAAACGUGUAGCUCAUCGACUUGAAUGUUCGAGGAGAAUGGAAAAUAAAAAAUGUCUAAACAUAACGUUGUUGAAUGUACGAUCAAAAUAAAACAUUA
This is a messenger RNA of Planococcus citri (citrus mealybug), 1631 nucleotides long. RefSeq lists its product as uncharacterized. Bases 81 to 1373 code for a protein of 430 amino acids. The transcript is spliced from 6 exons. Lineage: Eukaryota; Metazoa; Arthropoda; Insecta; Hemiptera; Pseudococcidae. The record is from RefSeq and is a predicted model, not a curated record.